AUGGGUUGGACAGAGCGGCUACGGCCGACCAAAGAACCUGCCGUGACCACCGUGUACACGCAGAGCAGCGCCAAUGCAUCCUCGGUCGACCAGCCCAGCAUCAUAUACGACGGUGAGCUGACGUACGAGCGUGUCAAGGGCGGCAAUGGCUCUGGCGCGGCCUACCAGGAAGCAGCAGGCGCACCGGUCGAGAGCAGCUCGCCGCUGGGAUACAACGUCGGCUGGGCGACCAUCAUCUUUCUCAACAUUAACCAGAUGAUCGGAACUGGCAUCUUUUCUACCCCGGGAAGCAUUCUCAAGGCUACGGGCUCGGUCGGGCUCGCGCUUAUAUACUGGGCCAUCGGCGCGGCCAUGGCUGUCGCUGGCUUCGGCACGUAUCUCGAGCUCUCGAGCUACUUUCCCAACCGCAGCGGCUCCGAGGUCGUCUAUCUCGAGCAGGCAUACCCGCGACCCAAGUAUUUCUUGCCCAUUGCUUUCGCGGUGCAGUCUGUGAUUCUGUCAUUCAGCAGCAGCAACGCCGUCGUGCUGUCGCGCUACGUCUGGCGCAUCGCCGACAAGACGCCCACCGAUUGGGAGAUGAAGGGCGUCGCAAUCGCAGCCUACACGGCCGCCACCAUCUGCGUCGUCGUGCACAACCGCUAUUCCCUCUGGGCAGUCAACAUUCUCGGCGCGUUCAAGGUUGCCACGCUCGUCUUCAUCAGCAUCACCGGAUUCGUCGUCCUCGGCGGCAACGUGCCCCGUGUUCCCCAUCCCGGCAUCAACUUCAAGGACGCCUUCCAAGGUACCACCAAAAAUGGCAACGACCUGUCCACGGCCCUCGUCAGCAUUGCGUUUUCGUACAGCGGCUACCAGAAUGCGUUCAACGUUGUCAACGAGAUCAAGGACCCGGUGCGCACGAUUAAAAAGCACGGUCUUAUUUCCGUCGCGAUAGUCUCUGUCCUGUACAUGCUCUGCAACGUGGCAUACUUUUCCGCCGUGGACAAGGAUGCCUUUGGCCAGUCCAAGGAGAUUGCCGCCGCCGUCUUCUUCACGCAGGUGUUUGGAUCUGGCGCCGCGGAGACUGUUCUGAAUGUUUUGGUGCUUCUCAGCGCCUAUGGCAAUCUACUCGCAGUUCUGAUUGGCCAGUCGCGCAUGAUUCGUGAGAUUGGGCGACAGGGCGUGCUGCCGGGCACCAAUUUCUGGGUGUCGACAAAGCCGUUCGGAACGCCGAUUGGACCGUACGCGCUGAAAUGGGCAAUGACCUUUCUCAUGAUUGUGGCGCCGCCGGCUGGCGAUGCGUUUACAUUUGUUGUCGAUUUGCAGACCUACCCAAACAGCAUGUUUGUCUUUGCGAUGGCGAUUGGUGUCUUUAUUCUUCGACGCCGCCGCAAGAAGAGCAAUAUUCCCAAGUCGCAGUUUCAAGUAUGGGAUAUUCUGCUCAUUUUCUUCACGCUGAUCCAGGUAUUUAUCCUGGUGAUGCCGUGGUGGCCUCCGAAGGGCGGUCCGUACGCCGGCGAUGUGAGCUUCUGGUACGCCACGUAUUGUGUCGUCGGCAUCGGCAUCAUGGUUCUAUGCGGACUGUACUAUGUGGCAUGGAUGUAUGUCCUCCCCAAGUGGCUGGGGUACCGGAUCUGUGCCGAGAUUGUGACGACCGAAGACGAGAAGACAUCGACGCACAGGCUCGUGAAAGUGCCCCUGGCAGACGUCUCACAGUGGGAUGCGGACCACACCGAGUCUGGGGAACUGCGACUGCGAGGAUCGGGCACCGCGACUGACUCUGACAGUGUGGGAGAGCAAAAACGCAGUGCAGUCGACGAUUGA
Akanthomyces muscarius is the source of this 1800-nucleotide messenger RNA. RefSeq lists its product as uncharacterized. The record is from RefSeq and is a predicted model, not a curated record. Gene Ontology annotation, biological process: amino acid transmembrane transport. The transcript has 5 exons. Gene Ontology annotation, cellular component: membrane. Lineage: Eukaryota; Fungi; Ascomycota; Sordariomycetes; Hypocreales; Cordycipitaceae. Gene Ontology annotation, molecular function: L-amino acid transmembrane transporter activity. The coding region runs from base 1 to 1800 and encodes 599 amino acids.